GGACGCUUCCGGAACUAGCGAAUGCAUCAGUCUGGGGCGCUCGUUUCAAUAUUAAUUUCCUCAGUAUAGAAAAAGUUUUUUUUAAAUUUUAUUUUACUAUGGUGUUGUCAUUGCACUGAGCAGCGUUCGCGACAGCAAGGGAAACUGUCGUCCGCAUUCCUCUUGCUGUAAGCACAGAAAAGCAGGUGUGAAUGACCGACGUGGUGCUCCCCUCUGUGCUCAGUGAGAUAAAGCUCCGUCUGCUUUGCCACGAUGACAUAGACAGUAUAAAACUGCUUUGUGGCGACUGGUUCCCUAUUGAGUACCCAGACUCAUGGUAUCACGACAUCACCUCAAACAAGAAGUUCUUUUCACUGGCAGCCACCUACAGAGGUGGUAUUGUGGGAAUGAUUGUGGCAGAAAUUAAAGGCCGGACAAAGGUGCAUAAAGAGGAUGGAGACAUUCUGGCAUCAAGCUUUCCGGUCGACACUCAGGUUGCUUACAUCUUAAGCUUAGGAGUGGUGAAAGAAUUCCGGAAACACGGAAUAGGUUCCCUUUUGCUGGAUAGCUUAAAGGACCACAUAUCAACCACCGCGCAGGACCACUGCAAAGCCAUCUACCUGCAUGUGUUGACCACCAACAAUACCGCCAUUCACUUCUAUGAGAACAGAGACUUUAAGCAGCAUCACUACUUGCCCUAUUACUAUUCCAUUCGGGGAGUUCUAAAGGAUGGCUUCACCUAUGUUCUCUACAUCAACGGUGGUCAUCCCCCAUGGACCAUCUUUGACUACAUCCAGCACAUUGGGUCCACGCUGGCCAGCUUGAGACCCUGCUCCAUCCCUCAAAGGAUAUACCGGCAAGCACAGAGUCUCCUCCGCAACUUCUUACCUUGGCCAGGGAUUUCCUCCAAGAGCGGUAUUGAAUACAGUAGGACGAUGUGAUCACCUCAAUGGAGCACAGGUGUGCUGUGGACUCGGAAUGGAGUUUUGUUUUUCCUUUUUGGAACAUCAAUUUCCUGUCUCCGGGAUACACAGAUGAAACCUCACUAUGACUGAGAUUGCAGAAACACUCCUAGUUUUUGCUUGUUGCAGUUGGUCACAGACUAUGUAUUAUACCUGUACAGUAUAUAUACUAAUUAUAUGAGCAGUAAGGUUACCACUAGCUCUCUGGUCUCCGGCUGCACACUUUCCUGUCUCUGUCAUGCCUGUACAUUGCUGCUGUGCAGAUCAUUCUCUGUCUUGUCUAUAAGUUAAAUGUAGCUCUAAAUCACUGUGUGCUAGUUGAUAUUAGUUUCUCUAUACUGUACAAAUAGUGGGAGUAUAUUUUAUACCUAAAUACCAGAUCACCUGCGUGUAAACAUGUAAUACAUCCCUGCUUAGUAGAAUGAAUAUCAGAACCAUCAGUAUCUUGGGAUUAUUGAAUGGAUUACUUUCAAGAGUUCACCCUUAUUUUAGACAUGUUUUGCUUCUUUUGGUUUUUCUUAUUUUUGAUCAUACUGGCUGGCAGAGACUGAGGAUGAUGAGAUGAGAAAUUAUGAAUGUUCAUUCAGUUAAACUGAACUGCCUGUACUCUGCACUGGUCUGCUAAUCAGUACAUCGACUUUUAGCGAUAACCCUUUGCUGGAAGUAAAUAACAUACAGAGAAAUUGUGAGCUUAAUUUAAGGAGGCAUAUGCUGAAUUAAAAUACAGGUAAUAAAUCACGGUUAUCAAUUUUAAACAAUUACCUUUAAAAUGAACUUCAUUAGGCAUUUGUUUCAACAGUUAAAUCAUUCUGUGUGGUACUGUUCUAAGUGUUUUUGCCUUUUUAACUGCCUGUUGUAUUUAAAUGUGAUGUGUCAUAUGUAUAAUAUCACCUUUAGGUUGAAGUUUUAGGAUCGUUCAUGCUUUAUCCAUUU
Scleropages formosus (Asian bonytongue) is the source of this 1874-nucleotide messenger RNA. It is a transcript of the gene naa60, whose product is annotated as N-alpha-acetyltransferase 60, NatF catalytic subunit. Gene Ontology annotation, biological process: N-terminal peptidyl-methionine acetylation. Bases 192 to 920 code for a protein of 242 amino acids. Gene Ontology annotation, cellular component: Golgi membrane. NCBI's taxonomy places the organism in Eukaryota, Metazoa, Chordata, Actinopteri, Osteoglossiformes, Osteoglossidae. Gene Ontology annotation, molecular function: protein-N-terminal amino-acid acetyltransferase activity; histone acetyltransferase activity. The transcript has 7 exons. The record is from RefSeq and is a predicted model, not a curated record.